UUAAAGGUCAAGUCUCAUGUUCAGAGAUGGAGAGAGGUGCUGUAGACAGUCCAUCUGAGACCCCGUAGAUCUCAGACAGGAAGUGAUGUACCUUAUUUCCAGUUUUAGUUGUUUUUUUUUUCCAAAUUGAACUUCAGUUCUAUUCCUGAACAUUAUUCAACUUUAGAGACUAAACAGUGUGGUACAAUAAACAGACAAAGGUCAGAGGUCAAAUCUGGACUAAAUUAUGUUCAGACCUGUUUUAGAGGUAGAUACACUAAUAGUAGCUCACUUUAGUUAGCUUCAGCUAAAGCUAGCAUACAGUAGCUACACUAGCUACAUCACUAAAGUUACUACAUUAGCCAAUGGUCUCAUUUUAAAUGAUCAGAUAUGAUUUCACACUAAAAACACUAAAAACUAUCAACACAUUCAGAUUUAGUCUCCUGCUCUCUCAUUGGUCCACGCUGCUGAUGUCAUAAACCAAUCACAGGGGGCAGAAACAAAAACCAACCCUGGUAGACUUCCUGUCAGGAGGCCAGGAGGCAUCCCAGACGUAGUCUCGGGCCAAGUUCACUAUGACUCAUAGUUCACUAUGGAUUUACAGGACCCUGAUACCCCAGGACUGCUGGAUCAGGUUUUCAUGAUAGAGUCUGACCUCCUUUGAAAAACCACAGUGACAAUAAAAACCAGUAAAAAAGUUUUAUUCAAAGAUCAAUAACAUGGAUGUGAUUAGAGAAUAUAAAUAAAUAAAUAAAUAAUAAAAAUAUGAUCGAACGCCAUUGAUGUGUUGGAUUCUCACGUUUGUGGAUUACUGUUGAUUGAUUGAGUCUUUAUGUUCCACCAUGAAUAUUGAUUUAUUGAUUUAUUCUUUAUUGAUGGGUUCGUUUCCCUCAGCCACGCCCUGGAGUCCUACACUGCCCUGCCCUACAACCAGAGGACUCCCUGCCCCCCCAACCCCAUCAACCGCCCCGCCUACCAGGGCAGCAACCCCAUCAGUGACGUGUGGUCCCGCCACGCCCUCAACGUGCUCGCCAAGUACAUGAAAAGAGCGGUGCGUGACCCUGAGGAUCUGGAGGCUCGCUCCAGCAUGCAUCUGGCCAGUGUGUUCGCUGGUAUUGGUUUUGGAAACGCCGGAGUUCAUCUGUGCCAUGGGAUGUCGUAUCCGAUCGCCGGGAACGUAAAGACUCACUCUGCUAAGGGUUACAGCAUAGAGCACCCCCUGGUGCCUCACGGUCUCUCAGUCGUCCUCACGUCUCCAGCUGUCUUUAACUUCACUGCUCCCAUGUGUCCAGAGCGCCACCUGGAGGCUGCAGAGAUCCUCGGUGCAGAUAUCUCUCAGGUGAAGAGGGCGGAUGCUGGUCCAGUUCUGGCUGACACCCUUCGUCAGUUCCUGUUUGACCUCCAGGUGGAGGACGGUCUGGAGGCGGUGGGUUACAGUAAAGAGGACGUCCCGGCUCUGGUCAAAGGAACCAUUCCUCAGGAGCGAGUGACCAAACUGUCUCCCCGGGAGCACACAGAGGAGGACCUGAGCCUCCUGUUUGAAGCCUCCAUGAAGCUCUACUGACCAAUCAGAAUGCCUUAAACUGACCCUAGGUCAGCUCUACCACCUGAUAGUGAUCUCAGGUCUGCAGUUCCUCUAACAGCCACUAGAUGGAGCUGUCUGCCAUCCUCAGACCGCCGUCCUCAGACCAGCUCCUCCUCAGAGCUGUUGGCCUGCUGUGUUUCUGUUUGUAGAAUCAUUAGUCAGGAUGAAUGUUUGAUCAGUUCUCUGUAUCUCUGCUGCUCCUGGACUAACAACCAAUAAAGACUGAUUGAUUGAU
This is a messenger RNA of Cheilinus undulatus (humphead wrasse), 1799 nucleotides long. It is a transcript of the gene adhfe1, whose product is annotated as alcohol dehydrogenase iron containing 1. The record is from RefSeq and is a predicted model, not a curated record. Bases 1019 to 1543 code for a protein of 174 amino acids. Gene Ontology annotation, molecular function: alcohol dehydrogenase (NAD+) activity; metal ion binding. Lineage: Eukaryota; Metazoa; Chordata; Actinopteri; Labriformes; Labridae. The transcript is spliced from 6 exons. Gene Ontology annotation, cellular component: mitochondrion.